Nicotiana attenuata is the source of this 561-nucleotide messenger RNA. RefSeq lists its product as uncharacterized. The transcript is spliced from 2 exons. NCBI's taxonomy places the organism in Eukaryota, Viridiplantae, Streptophyta, Magnoliopsida, Solanales, Solanaceae. The record is from RefSeq and is a predicted model, not a curated record. The coding region runs from base 1 to 561 and encodes 186 amino acids.
AUGAGGGUAGCCUUAUUGGGGAGGAACAAGUUGGGGUUGGUAGAUGGCUCUUGUACUAAAGAUAAAUUUCCAGAAAUCUUGUGGAAUCACUGGGAAAGAGUCAAUGCAAUAGUACUUUCUUGGAUAAUGAAUUCUGUAGCUAGUGGAUUGCUAGUUGAUGGUGCAAGAUCUUUUAAUCUUCAUAAAGAAAUUGCUACCUUAAACCAAGGAACCGCAUCUGUUUCUGUAUAUUUUUCAAAAUUAAAGGAUUUAUGGGAAGAAUUUGAAGCUUUGGUCACAUUCCCUGGUUGUGAUUGUGCAAAAUCAAGGGAUUUUGUGAUACAUCUACAGAAACUGAAAUUGUUUCAGUUCUUGAUGGGGUUAAAUGACUCAUAUAGUCAAGCAAGAAGUCAAAUACUGCUAAUGAGUCCAAUGCCUACUGUGAAUCAAGCAUAUGCUAUGAUAAUCAGUGAUGAAAGUCAAAAAACAGUAGCAGGUUCAGCAGGUUUAUUAGGUGCAAAUCCAGCCAAUAUGUCUGAUCAAUAUGAGGUAGCUAUGUACUCAAGAACAGGUGGUAAUUAG